Messenger RNA from Paramecium sonneborni, 880 nucleotides. The record is from the annotation of a GenBank genome assembly. Lineage: Eukaryota; Ciliophora; Oligohymenophorea; Peniculida; Parameciidae.
AUGGAUAUUGCUGUUUGCUAAAAUCCCAAUCACGAUAAUUAACGUCUUAAAUAUAUAUGUGUAGAUCCAAACUGUUAAGUUUAGAAAAAAAUAGGUAUUAAUUCUUAUACUAUAAUUUAGGUUGUGCUGAUUGUUUUCUUGAUGAUCAUAUUACUCAUAUUAGAAAAACAACUACUCAAUUUAAAGAGUAAGUAAGCUAAUCUAUUGAAACAAUUUCUUAAAUUGAAUUCGAAAAAAUGUAUUGCUCUCCGUAAAAGGAUUUGGAUAGUAGAAUCGAUUUUGAAUUAGAAAAUUGCAUUGAUUGUAUUAAAUCCAAAUUUUCAUCUAUUAAAAGUGAUUUAAAAUCAUAAAUUGAUAGUGANAUAAAGAUGUUUGGAAAUUUUAAAAAUUUAUUUGUAUUGAAAUAGAAAAAAUUAUUGAUUAAUAUGUGACCUUACCUAGUUGUGAUACACUUUCUCUUUAUGAAAUAUAUCAAGAAAGUACAAAACAUUAUGAAGUAUUGUUAAAGUUUCAUUAAUUUGCAUCAACAACUACAGAUAUACCUAGAGAAUGCCAUUUUAAUAAUGUUAAUUUAUAAGAAUUUUUGGGUUUUGUUUCUAAAUUAAAAUUAUUAAAUUUACCUAACUUUAAAAAGAAAAUUAAAGUUCCUAAUAAAGGAGAUCCAGGAAUGGGUAUUCCAACUCGAAAUCCUAAAGUAAAUAUAUAAUUUUAUAUAUAGGUCAGACAUUUAAAACAUUAAAGCAAUUAAUUUCUAGUAAAUGAUUCUGAUAGUAGUGAUUCUGAAGAUGUAGCAGAUAUAAAUCCUUAAAUAAAUUAAAAAAUUAAAAAUAAAAAUGGCCAUUUAAGAGGUGAAAGUACUUUCCAAUAAAAAUAUAAAUGA